AUGACGUUGGGGGACGUCUGGAAGCAACUAUCUUGGUUCUACUAUCAGUAUAUUCUCGUCACGGCUCUAUAUAUGUUGGAGCCAUGGGAGAGGACGAUCUUCAAUUCGCUGCUGAUCUCCGUUGCAGGCAUGGCUGUCUACACUGGCUAUGUGUUCAUGCCCCAGCACAUCAUGGCUAUCCUGCACUACUUUAAAAUGAUCCAAUGACAGAUGUCCACUCAGUGCCCUGAUCUAGAGCUUACCAGCCCAUGGCUGGCUGGCUGUCCAACUCUUUUCAUACAUCUGUGGUGUAAAGGACAGGUGGACCAACACAUUCCCUUGGAUUUUAUCUGUCGUCACCAUGGAAACAUGAACAGUGUUCUAAAACAAGUGGAAGAGAGGGGUUUCUAUUGGAGAGAUGGAACAUCUGAUCUUAUUGGACAUUAAAACCAUUAUUGUCUUAAUGCAUGGUAAACAAUGUGACAGGUUGGUUACUAUUUGCACAUCUUGUGAAAUGUAUAUUUUGUUUUAUUUUAUAAAUAGCACUAUAUCUGUAAGGUUUUGUAGUAGAUAUAUUCAGUUACAACAACUACUCAAUUAGUUUUACGACCAAGCGAUCAUCUCAGACUGGAUGACUGUGACUGGAGCACCUCUAAAAUGAGCUAUAUAUAAGAUAUAAUUUAUCCUUGAAUACACUAUAAUGUCAGCUAUUGAUUGACCAAAAAUAUGCAACAUAAUCUUUUGAAAUGAUUGUCUCCAACAUUUUUCUUUUCUUUUGAUGGUGUUUAAUGGGAUGAAUGUUUGAUUAAACAAUUUUCUUGUGA
This is a messenger RNA of Hypomesus transpacificus, 803 nucleotides long. It is a transcript of the gene sptssa, whose product is annotated as serine palmitoyltransferase, small subunit A. Gene Ontology annotation, biological process: ceramide biosynthetic process. Gene Ontology annotation, cellular component: serine palmitoyltransferase complex. The record is from RefSeq and is a predicted model, not a curated record. The transcript is spliced from 2 exons. Gene Ontology annotation, molecular function: serine C-palmitoyltransferase activity. Bases 1 to 207 code for a protein of 68 amino acids. NCBI's taxonomy places the organism in Eukaryota, Metazoa, Chordata, Actinopteri, Osmeriformes, Osmeridae.